Heteronotia binoei (common prickly gecko) is the source of this 1010-nucleotide messenger RNA. RefSeq names its product olfactory receptor 13H1-like. Gene Ontology annotation, molecular function: olfactory receptor activity; G protein-coupled receptor activity. The coding region runs from base 24 to 1010 and encodes 328 amino acids. The record is from RefSeq and is a predicted model, not a curated record. Lineage: Eukaryota; Metazoa; Chordata; Lepidosauria; Squamata; Gekkonidae. Gene Ontology annotation, biological process: G protein-coupled receptor signaling pathway. Gene Ontology annotation, cellular component: membrane. The transcript has 2 exons.
CUACCAGCAGUGAAGAAACAAGAAUGGCUGCACCAGGAGGCAGAAAGAAUGCAGAAGAACAGAUGCAAGGAAACAUGGAAGACUGGGAUAAUGGAACCACUGUGACUGAGUUUGUACUCAUGGGCUUUCCCAGACAGCUCCACAUGCGCAUUGCAAUGUUUGUCCUCUUCUUAGCCAUGUAUACAGUCACCAUAGUUGGGAACGGUCUCGUUGUAUUAUUGAUUGUGGUGGAUUCUCAUCUCCACACACCCAUGUAUUUCUUCCUUUGCAACCUCUCCUUUAUCGAUGUCUGCUAUGUCUCUACCUAUGUCCCACAGGUUCUGGCAGAUAGCUUCAAAGACAAAGCUGUUAUACCUUGGGGUAGGUGUUCUGCACAAAUGAGUGUCGGCCUUUUUCUGGGAGUGUCUGAAUAUCUCUUACUAGCUGUCAUGGCUUAUGACCGCUUUGUGGCCAUAUGCAGCCCAUUGCACUAUAAUGUAAUCAUGAGCCAGAAGCUGUGCAUCAUACUGGCACUCGGCCUGUGGUGCGGCUCUUUCUUCUUGACCAUUGUAUCCUUUUAUAGCAUGCUGGCACAGUUGUGUGGCCACAACACGGUAAAUCAUUUUACAUGUGAGCUCCAAGCAGUGUUGAAAUUCGCUUGCUCUGACACUAAAGCCAGUGGACUUAACAUGCUGAUAACGAGCGUCUUCACUCUUCUGUUCCCCUUUGCCUUCAUCCUGCUGACCUAUGGGCGCAUUGGUCUGGCUGUCCUGCGCAUCCGCUCAGCUGAAGGCCGGGGCAAAGCUUUAUCCACCUGUGGCUCUCAUCUGGUUGUCGUGAGCAUCUUCUAUGGCACUGCCAUGGCCGCAUUCCUGAGGCCUCAGGCCAAGACUUUCACAGAUAGUGAAAAAAUAGUGUCUAUCUUUUAUGGGAUUGUGACCCCAAUGCUCAACCCCUUGAUCUACAGUCUGAGAAACAGAGAUGUGAAGGGAGCCUUUUGGCGGCUGAUCAGAAGGGAAACAGAGAAGUAA